GUCUUGUGAUUAAAUAACGGGUGAAAGUUUGGACGACAGUAUGUGCAAUUGCAUAUCAGUACCUUUUGAUUGAUACUUAAUCGUAUACAUAAUGAACGGGUUAACCUACAGGCAGAUUGCAGGACUCUAGGACGUUCGCGGCAGGAGACACCGGAUCUCUAACAAUGGAGAAGAAAGGAAGCAAAACCAAAAGUCUCCGCAUAGCUGUGGACAAGUUUAAUGAAGAAAUUGAUAUGUUUGCAACCGUUCAGGACAAAGAAUUCUCCCAGAGACGCGACAGUAAACGACGAAGAAAAGAAGAGAUUAACAACGACAAACGUCUAAAGCUCUACCGGAAACUGUAUGUCCCAGCCGUAGGCUGCCUGUUGGGUGGUUUUGUGUUGUCUAUUGGGGGCACUGUGCGCGGACUAAGUGAAAAAACUUUUCUAUGGAGACACCGUGAAGUUUUCUGUAUCCUGGGUCCCAUAAUUUUGACUAUUGGUAUUGGAUUGCUUUUGUUGUCUGUAGCUCUUGUUACAAACCGGAUUGAGAAAGUCACCCGACUUGUCGCUCUCCGGAAAUCCCUAAAAUCUAAUUCUAGUCAAAAUAUGUUAGCUUCUCUAAAAUCAUCCAUGGACUCAACCAACAAGAUUUGUCAUUCCAUCGAGGAUUUAGAUGAAUUAGAGCAGUCGUUUACAUACCUUUCAGUUAGCGAAAGGACACCAAAACGAAAGCUCUCUUCCAGCAACUCACAAGUGUCAUUUUCGGAUGAGGUUCAUAUUCAUGAAAUCAAACAAGACUUGCAGCAAACAACAGAAACAAAAUGGCAAGACAAAAUAGCAAGUACAUCACCUAUUUAUUCAGAAGAGCCAAUUGACACUAGGUUACCAUAUAAACGCGGUAGUAUUUCGUUCCGUUUGCUAGAAGGUAUCAUAAAAGCACAAAGAUGCAAGAAGAAUGGACACAGAACUUUAGCUAAGUAUAAAGAUCAACUUCAUUUAAAGCCAACAGGUUCUUCAAACGAGGAAUCACUGCUUCUAUGCAAAGAGUCUUCUCAUUACAAUACUAGCAUGUCAAAUACAGAAACAACCGCAUCAACAGCAGCGAAGGAAUCACGAAUUCUAACUCAUAUUCACAGUCAGGCAGAUGAAAACAUAGCAUUUUGUAUCAAUGACCAACCAAGCGGAGAUGGUGACUCCGUGACACAAAUCCAACAUACGAUAGCCACAUCAACAGAGCGACCCAGGGGUCCCACCAUUACCAAUGACGUGAAAGAACAUACAGGACAGGGAAUUCCGAACCAAGGACAUUCGCCAUGCACGUUACCGCAGCAGAACUCCUGCAGUAAACACCCCGGUUACGGUUCAGAUCAGAUUUCCACGUGCACUGAGAUAACAAUCCUAAUACACCCCCCUAACACGGCAGAAAAUUGAUUUCCAAGUUUCGGUGGAUUUAAAAUGCAGGGUGAAAAAAAAAGUUGGAAUCUAAACCUGGCUAAACACAAGCGAAGGCUCUAAAAAUUAAAAAGGUCGACCAGGGCCAAACGAUUGUGAAAUGGUCUCUUUAAACUUCACAAUAGUGCAAUUUGAGAUAUAAUUUCUGUAUUCAGUUACUCGUUCAUAAUCGGAAGCGUUGCAGUGUGCAACAUGACAUACAAGUUCAAAGCUUAAUACAGAGCUCUCAAAAUUACUAGGGAUUCAAUAUGACAGGCAGACACUGUAGCUAUGGGAUAGUGGAGUUACAGCGGAGACUUGUAGGGUCGGGCCGUUUUUGGCAAGGAAAUGAAGCACAACAUAACACAAAGAACAAUGUAUGGAGUGGACAGUGUAGGACUGAUCUACGGUGGACUAGAUCCUGUUCGUCAACAUGCUUAAUAUAAUUAGAAGUCCACUUCAUGCUUCUAAACUCUCUUUUCAAUAUGAAGAGGUAGACCAUUUUCCAAAAAGGUCACCAGCAAAAUACGAAAAAGUUUGCAGCUGUUUAUUCCAGAAAAACCUGCGAAUUGAAAGAGAAAAGGAACGAAUAAAACAAUUCAGUAUAUGGUAUUCGGAAGUAGAUAAAUUCAAACAGGAAGACUACAUCAAACGCCGCCGAAAACGAAGAGCAGAGAGAAAAGAGCGAGCACAGAAAUUGUGGAAAAUACACGUGCUUUUGAUUCCCGUGGCGCUGCUUCUGUUACCCGGUGUGUUCCUGCUGGUGGCUUGUCAUUUAGAAUUCCAUCACCUAGGCGACUGGUUUAAAGAGAAAAAAACAGAAUUGACAGUCAUUGGGAGCAUAUGUGUAGCGUCAUCAGUUAUAUUGUUUAUGAUCGAACAAGGUCUUCUUAGUUACUAUGGGAAUAAGACUGGAGUUAAAAUGUUUGCUCAGUUUAGAAAGACCGGAACCGAUUAUUUUCAGACUAAAGAUAUGUCACAAACUUUGUCAUAUUCACCAACAACUACUAUUAAAAAAGAACAAACUGAAUACGUUCGAGAGGAUUCAAUAGACACGAUUGGUUCAGAAGAUUUGUCUGGGGCUUUGAAAGAAAGCGACCCUUUACUGAAAAAAAAUCAAUCACAGUCGAAGAGACGCCCUCCAAAAUUAUCGGAAAUUGCUGUUGGGGCGAAUGGAACACAUAUCCUAGACUCGGUGGAUACCUAUGCCUCCGCUCUCACGGAGUUCACGCUCAUCAGCAGCAGCGACCAUUCCUCAACUUCGGAAAACUCCGCACCUUUAUGUGCAUCUGAAUACAGUGGUGUCCUUGAAGACGAAGGUAGAAUUUCAAUGAGAGAUGACGACAUGGAGACAGUGACGUUGCAGUCGUCCGAGUCCGCGGACUUUUUACUCGAUUGAUAUUCUUAAAUGCAAAUAAAAUGUCUUCCAUGCACUAAA
Messenger RNA from Ostrea edulis (European flat oyster), 2850 nucleotides. RefSeq lists its product as uncharacterized. The record is from RefSeq and is a predicted model, not a curated record. The transcript is spliced from 3 exons. NCBI's taxonomy places the organism in Eukaryota, Metazoa, Mollusca, Bivalvia, Ostreida, Ostreidae. The coding region runs from base 1846 to 2811 and encodes 321 amino acids.